GAAAAAUGCUGGCUGACUUUUGUCCUAUGUAGGAACUUCCAGAAGACUUGAAUGGUGGCGAAAGGGAAUUUGAAGAUAUCAAUUUGAAGCUUGCGCAAUCGAAGCUCCUAAUCGUUGCUUUUUCCCCUUUCAAUCAUCUAGCAUGGCGCAAGCAAUGGACGUUGACGGCGAAGGAGACAUGGACACUGCAAAGUUCCUGAAUGCUGCACAUGAUCUUUCUCUUGUUCUCGGAGUGCCUUCCGACGAUGUGAUCAGGAGCUUUUUGGCGGAGUAUCCCCUUCCCAUGGUGUUCAGACUGCUUCAGCAGGAGGCAGACGACCCUCAAUCUGUGGAAACCAUCUGCAAUGCUCUGGACAAGGUCUUCUUGUCCCCAUAUGGCCGGUCGCUUCUCCCACUGGUGGUGCCGGCAGCUGCAGCAGGCCUGCAGGCCAGUCAGCCGCGCAUUCGGAAGUUGGCUUGUACUCAGAUUCUGCGCCUCUUGGACCACAACAAUGCUGCGAGCGUGUCAGCGGUCAGGAGCAUUGAUGACGCACAUCUCAUAGAGCCUCUCCUGGAGACUCUUGCCGACAGUGAUGAGGGGGUCGCAAAAACCGCAUCAGCCGCUCUUCAAAGCUUGGCGUCCCAUUCUGACGGCCUUGCUUUCUUCUUCCGGAAGUGCGAGAGGCGGUUGAAGGACCUGACAGUGACCGCUUCAUCAACGGUCCAAAUGCGCGCGUUCCAGCUGGCCGCCGACAUCGCCGCGUCCUCCCCGGAUGCCCUUGCCGCCGUCCGCACCGCCGGCCUCCUGCGCCCGCUCGUCGACGAUCUGAGCCAGUCCACCGACGUUCUCUCGAGCAUCAACGCCCUGGAGCUUCUGGGGGAGAUCGCGAAGAGCCCGCACGGCGCGAGCUUCGUCGUCGAGGGCCAGCUGCCACGUCAGCUGGAGAAGCUGAUUGCGGGCGACACAACGGACGGAUUUGUGCGGUCACGGGCGAUGAUGGUCGCCGCGAGGCUGGUGUCGCCGGAGGGGGGCCGGCCGUCGCCGCUUGACGAGCAAGAGGCGUCGGCGCUGGUACGCGCCUUCAACGAUAUAAUCGUGCGGGCAGAGGACGACGAAGACCUGGAAGGGGUCGACGACCUGGAGGACUCGGCAAUCGACGCGCUCGGGCAGAUGGGAACUAGUGCGAGCGGGGCGGAGCUGCUUCUACGGGAACCGGACGUGGCGCAUCCAGCUGCCCGACACGUGGCCCGUGCUGUAUUCACCCGCAUGAAGAGCAGCCAACAGUUGGCAGCUAUUCAUGCCCUCGCCUCCAUCGCUGGUGCGGAGCGUCACGAACCGUCGCCCAUUCUCAGUACCUCGGGGGAAGACUCACUGAAGAACCUGGUGUACGGGCUAGCAGCCGGAACCUCGUACCAUACGCCCGGGGCGGUUCUAUGGCACCUGCUGCAACAAUCCGACGAGACCCGGGUGGCUACGUAUCGGUUGAUCACUGUCGUGGUGGCUCGUCACUGGGGCAUAUCCGAGGUGUGCGCCCACGAGCAACUGGUCAGUUUCCUGUCGGACCCGGCCAGCGAGCGGAGCAAGCAAGCUAUGGAGUGGCGGCACUCGGCCUGCGUCGCGGCAGCCUCAGCAGCACAGCGCUUCGCGUCCACCGGAGAGGUCUCACUAUCUUCAGAAGCAGUAAACAAGUUGGAUGCUGCUGCACGAAGAGGACCCUACUUAUCAGCAACGGGACGCCCGGAAGCGAUACCAACUGUCACGACCGAUCAGAGGCCGGGAGGAUGAGACCUGCCAACUCUGGAUAUAGUAAACCCAAAAAGUAUCUCCGAACCUUGUUAGGAAGCGUCCUUCACCAUGGCAGAGGGUACCGGAUGUGGACCAGAUUAUUGUCAAUGACGAUAACCUAAGAGUCGGCUUUCAAGUCUCUUGCAGAGUUAGCAUUUUUCUCAGAAAGCAAGCCUGCUCUCUCAAUGAUGUGGCGCUGGCGGUCUGCGCCUUGAAAAGACCCUCGUGCGUCAGAGUCGGCUACGGCGGCAGGCGCCAGCAGCUCGUGCAAGCUAGCGAUGUUUGCUCUGACUGUACAGAACCAGUGAAAUACUCACAUGCAUGCCACAGUGCAAUAAAUUGCGCGGCAGGCCGCCGCGCAGCGGCACUGCA
Molecule: messenger RNA, 2137 nt
Organism: Klebsormidium nitens
Lineage: Eukaryota; Viridiplantae; Streptophyta; Klebsormidiophyceae; Klebsormidiales; Klebsormidiaceae
Source: the annotation of a GenBank genome assembly